UUGCGUCAAAUUGAAUAUUGAAAUUGGAAUCAGUUAUCGAAGACAGUCCUAAGUAAUAUCGAAAAAAUGAAUGAAAAGGAAGACAAUGAUUUUCAAACAUCCACAGUUUUAGAUGAAGGAUCAGAUGAGUCGGAUCAUGAAAGCAAAAAAGUCUUAAGUUUUUAUAAGCUUUACCGCUUCUCAACACUAUUUGAAAAUUUUUUAUUAUUUAUUGGCUUUGUAAUGUCCAUAGUAAAAGCACUUACAUUGCCAGCAGUGGUGAUAGUUUAUAGUGAAUUCACGGCAAUGCUAGUAGAUCGAUCAUUGCAAAUUGGCACCAGUUCCAAAACCUAUGCGUUACCCAUAUUCGGUGGUGGUAAAAUGCUUACAAAUGCAACCAAAGAAGAGAAUAUGUCGGAGUUGUAUAAUGACUCAAUAUCGUAUGGAAUUCUUUUGGCAUUAGCAUCAAUAAUUAUGUUCAUAUCAGGCGUUUUAUCGGUUGAUAUUUUUAAUAUUGUGGCAUUGAGGCAAAUUACACGCAUGCGUAAAAUACUAUUUGAAACAGUUAUACGACAGGAUAUUGAAUGGCAUGAUAUGGCCACCAAGCAAAACUUUACGCAACAAAUAAUAGAUGAUGUGGAGAAAGUAAGAGACGGGAUAUCUGAAAAAGUAGCUCACUUUUUAUACCUCAUAUUUGGAUUCAUCAUAACAGUUUGCAUAUCAUUUGCUUAUGGCUGGAAGCUCACUUUGGCAGUUAGUGCAUAUAUACCAAUCGUAAUUGUUUUGAACUACUUUGUGGGCAAGUAUCAAAGUAAGCUGACAAAAAGAGAGCAGGAGUCAUACGCGGGAGCUGGUAACAUUGUUGAGGAAGUUCUUACUUCGAUUCGGACUGUUGUUGCAUUUGGAGCAGAAAGGAAAGAGUCGGAACGUUAUGAUAACUAUCUUGUCCCUGCACGAAAAGCAAGUCAAAGGAAGGGUGCAUUCUCGGGUUUCAGUGAAGGAGUUUUAAAGUCAAUGCUUUUUCUCUCUUGUGCUGGAGCAUUUUGGUAUGGUGUUAACUUAAUUAUAGACAAUAGAAAUGUAGAAGAUAAGGAAUACACUCCCGCUAUUUUAAUGAUAGCAUUUUUUGGAAUUAUCGUUGGAGCCGACAAUAUCGCACGCACUGCACCAUUUUUGGAAUCCUUUUCUAUAGCCCGUGGUUCUGCAACUAAUAUUUUCAAAGUGAUCGAUACCAAAUCAAAAAUUGAUCCCUUAUCCAGUGACGGAAAAUUAAUCAACUACGGACUGCGAGGAGAAAUUGAAUUUAAAGAUGUAUUCUUUCGCUAUCCUUCGCGACCAGAUGUGAUUAUUCAUCGAGGCAUCAAUUUAAAAGUAAAUAAAGGCCAGACUGUUGCCCUUGUUGGCUCAUCUGGUUGUGGAAAAUCAACUUGCAUUCAACUGUUGCAACGCUUCUAUGAUCCAAUUUUUGGCUCAAUAACAUUAGAUGGGUUGGAUAUAAGAAAAUACAACAUUCAUUGGUUGAGAUCCAACAUUGCUGUGGUAGGCCAAGAACCAGUAUUAUUUCAAGGAACCAUUGCUGACAAUAUUAGUUAUGGAAAAACAAAUGCAACACAACGAGAAAUAGAAGCUGCUGCCAAGACAACUGGUGUGCAUGAUUUUAUAUGCAGUUUGCCCGAGAGUUACCUCACUGUUAUAGGCGAAAAAGGAUCUCAACUGUCUGGUGGCCAAAAACAACGCAUUGCUAUUGCCCGUGCUCUUAUCCAGGAUCCUAAAAUUUUACUGCUAGACGAAGCAACAUCUGCUUUAGAUUAUCAUUCCGAAAAGGAUAUUCAAAAAGCACUGGAUUUAGUUAGUAAAGGCCGUACGACAAUUGUGGUUUCUCAUCGGUUAUCAGCAAUUCGAGGAGCAGAUAAAAUAGUUUUCUUACAUGAAGGUAAAGUUUUCGAAGAGGGAUCACACGACGAUCUCAUGACAUUAAAAGGAAUGUAUUACAAUAUGGUACGCGCAGGGGAUAUCAAUAUAGCUGAUGCUACUGAAGAAACUACUGCUGAAGAUAAAAAAAUCAAUCUAAACUCUAUUGACAAGUCUUUCGAAACAGAUUUAAUUAAUAUGGAAAAGAAUCACAUUUCAAAUGAGCAACCAAUAGUACAUACGAAGAGCAAAGAAAAUGCACCGAAAGAAGAAGCCUCUGGAGGAAAUUUUUUCAUAACAUUUAAACGCAUAUUAAAAUUAGCCCGCCCUGAAUGGUGUAUGCUAUUAUUUGGCGCGGUAUGCGCAAUAGCGUUUGGUUUUACCUAUCCUGCAUUUUCAGUAAUCUUUGGAGAAUUUUACGCCGCUUUGGCACAACCAGAUGAAGAAGUUGCGCUUCAUCGCACUUCACUCCUAUCAAUCUAUUGCUUAAUAUUGGGCGUAUUAACUGGAAUCGGUUCUUUUCUGCAAACGUAUUUAUUUAACUAUGCGGGCGUAUGGUUAACUACACGAAUACGCUCAAUGACAUUUACAGCUAUAAUGCGUCAGGAGAUUGGCUGGUUUGAUGAAGAAGGCAACUCAGUUGGUGCACUCUCAGCAAGAUUAACUGGAGAUGCUUCUGGUGUACAGGGAGCCAUUGGCUAUCCAUUGAGCGGCUUACUGCAAGCGUUUUCCAAUUUCGUUAUUGCAUUGACGUUAUCGCUUUAUUUUUCAUGGAAGCUGGCUCUGGUGUGUAUGUGCGCUUGUCCAAUCAUAGUGGGAUCCAUCAUAUUUGAAUCAAAAUUUAUGAGCACUUCUCUGCUUCAUGAAAAAGCAGUAUUGGAAGAAGCUUGCCGCAUUGCAAACGAGGCCAUCUCAAACAUUAGAACAAUUGCUGCUUUACGGCGCGAAGCCCAAACUAUCGAAAUAUAUAAUUCUGAAAUAGACAAGGUUCAGUCAUUGAUCCGAAAAAAACUAAAAUAUCGUGGAUUGAUAAAUGCAUCAGGGCAAGCAUUUAUAUUUUUUGCAUAUGCAGUAGGUCUGUGUUAUGGAGGGGUACUUGUGUCUGAAGGAAAGGUUCCAUUUCAGGAUAUUAUCAAAGUAUCGGAAACGCUUUUAUAUGGCUCCAUGAUGUUGGCACAAUCCUUAGCGUUUGCACCAGCUUUCACUGCAGCUUUGGUGGCGGCCCAUCGAGUAUUCCAAAUAUUAGACAGAUCGCCAAAAGUUUCUUCUUCGUGUAGGCGAGAGGACAAUGCUACAGAAAAAAGACUUGCGCUGUUUGAGGGUGUUCGGUUUUCUAAUAUAGAAUUUAGAUACCCAACACGUUCGGAUGUAAAAGUUCUAAAUGGGUUAAAUUUGGAAGUGCUCAAAGGAAAAACUGUAGCUUUGGUUGGUCGUUCCGGUUGUGGAAAAUCAACGUGCAUACAACUAUUAAUGCGUUUGUAUGAUCCCGACAGUGGCACCAUUAAACUAAACGAGGACGAUAUUCAUAAAGACAUCUCCAUUGAAAGUUUGAGAAGAAAACUGGGACUCGUCUCCCAGGAACCGUCUUUAUUUGAGCGCACAAUUGCCGAAAAUAUUGCUUAUGGUGAUAAUUCGCGUAGAGUGACCAUAGAAGAAAUAAUAGCAGCUGCGAAAUGCGCAAACGCACAUUCCUUUAUAAUAACUUUGCCAAAUGGGUACGACACACGUUUAGGCGCACGUGGAACUCAGAUAUCUGGUGGUCAGAAGCAACGUAUAGCUAUUGCUCGAGCUUUAGUACGCAACCCCAAAAUAUUACUAUUAGACGAAGCAACGUCCGCUUUAGAUUUGCAAAGCGAGCAAUUAGUGCAGCAGGCUCUUGAUGUGGCGUGUACUGGACGAACUUGCAUAGUGAUAGCACAUCGUUUGUCAACUGUUCAAAAUGCUGAUGUAAUUUGUGUUCUGAAAAAUGGUAAAAUAGUGGAAAUUGGAAACCAUCAGCAACUUGUUGCGCUCAAUGGAAUAUAUGCAAAACUUCACAAAAUGCAAAGUCAUGAGAAAUAAGUCUUUAAAAUUUAAAUAAAUAAUGUAUGAAUUUCAUAUGUGUAUGUAUAUAUGUUCUGCUUGAGCAGGUGAAAAUUUAAUCUAGAUUUAAUCAGUGUAUUUGCAAAUGGUUGCGCAUGCAUUAGUUAGACAUCGAUUAAGUUAGACAUUGUAAAAUUACGUUAUUAACUAAUAUAAUUUUCUUUUCUCGUAAAAAUGUGUAAUUUUUUAAACAAUGCACUAGGACUGUAAAAUUUUCGUGUUUUUUUCUCAGCAUAUGCAUAAGGUUCCAUGUUGUUUGCUCUCUAACUGGACUAAAGUGCAAAAAUCCCAUUUAAAAAGGCGAGGGUGACUGUUGUCAGCUGAUUUUAAUUUGUUUGUGUAUAUAUGUAGGUUCGUAAAAAAAGGGUCAACGAAACUUUAAUUGUUACAAAACAAACAAAAAAAUGGAAGCAAAUUGUUCAAUUUUAUAAUAUUCAAAAUAUAAUUUGUGGAAGGAUUUAGUUUUAUUUUACUUCUUCUUUUCUCAUAUGAAACGUCCAACAUUUGCCCAUAGCGUUUGACAAACUUUUGUAAUGUUGCAGUAUAAUGGGUUACUUUUUUCCGAGAAAAGAAAACUAUAACAUUUCAGAGCAACUUUUGUUGAAGUAACUCGUAACUUGUGAAAGAGAGGUAGGCGUGGAAAUUCGCUACGUGUAGCAACAAAAGUUUCCCUGCAUAAACACAGUAUUUGAUUACUAAAUAUCGCAAAUAAAAAAAUGAAAUGCAGACAAAAAACAAAAACUAAGCCAUGAAAACACGAAUCGUUCUUAACUCCCGUCUACAUAUAGCAUAACCUUCGCUGUCGCUUCGCUUUGAUGCAACGCGAGACCCUUAUAAAGGAGACUACAAUAAACGCUUUGACAGCGAAAGCUUUAAGCUGAAAAAUUGGUAAAUUAGUUAGUAAAAUGUAUUAUUUACAACAAUAACCGCAUUGCUUAAAUGUAUACUUAUUUAAAUUUAACUUGGGUUCAAAAUUUUUGGGAUAAAUUUAAUUUGUUUACAUCUGAUGAUUGUCACCGCACGCGCCCAAGAGCCGUAGCAUCAGUACAGAAAGUAAACAAACGAAAAUAAGCGAAGGGGGAAGCCAAGAACGAUAUAAUAAAUCAACCAAAUAUACAUUUGUAAGUGCAUAUAUUUGUCCACAAAAGUUUGAUGAUUUUCUUUACUGACGUCACAAGAAGAAGUAGUAGCUUUCGGAAGGCGCCAGCUUCUGUAUUCUCGUGGCAUUACCACGAUGCGUGGGUAACUAACAUAUUACUAUGAUAUUUAUGUAAAUACUCGUGAAGGGUUCUAGAAUGUACGGAUGUGAUAACUCUUUAACUGUUUACAUCUGAUUUAUUUUAUUCUUCUUCAUUUUUUCUGUAUAAGACAGUGCAAAAUUUAUAUGCUAUAAAUUUAUUACAGCCAAAAUUCAACCCGUUACUUUUACUCAUUGCCAACAAAUAAAUCUUGUUUUAUGACAAAAAGCAUUGCAUAUAAGAUACAUUUUUGGUAUUAUAUGUAGCUCCCACAUAGUUUGUUAUUUCAGAUUAACUUAUGUAUGCGA
This is a messenger RNA of Anastrepha obliqua, 5518 nucleotides long. RefSeq names its product multidrug resistance protein homolog 65 (gene Mdr65). Gene Ontology annotation, biological process: transmembrane transport. Gene Ontology annotation, molecular function: ATP hydrolysis activity; ABC-type transporter activity; ATP binding. The record is from RefSeq and is a predicted model, not a curated record. The transcript has 11 exons. Gene Ontology annotation, cellular component: membrane. NCBI's taxonomy places the organism in Eukaryota, Metazoa, Arthropoda, Insecta, Diptera, Tephritidae. The coding region runs from base 67 to 3951 and encodes 1294 amino acids.